AUGUCUGCCCCCAACUUCCCAAUUGUGUGUCUUGGAAACCCACUGCUAGAUAUCCAGGCCACCGUCGAAGACGAGUAUCUGGCUCGUUACAACCUAAAGCCCAACGAUGCCGUGCUUUUGGAUGCCUCCACUGACGAACCACGCAUGGCCAUCUUCGACGAGCUCGUGCAACACCCAGACGUCAAGUUUGUCGCCGGUGGUGCUGCUCAAAACACUGCCCGUGGUGCAGCUUAUGUGCUAGGCCCUAACAAAGUUGCGUAUUUCGGCAGUGUUGGCGAAGACAAGUUCUCGGCCAAACUUCAGGCCGAAAACGACGCCGCAGGUGUCGUUUCGUACUACCAGACCCAGCCUAAGAUCGGUACCGGUAAAUGUGCCGCUUUGAUCACCGGCCACAACCGUUCGCUCGUCACUGACUUGGGUGCGGCCAACCAUUUCACGCCAGACCAUUUGGACCGCCAUUGGGACGUCGUAGAGGCCGCCCAGCUGUUUUACGUGGGUGGUUUCCAUCUCACAGUGUCUCCAGAAGCCAUCGUCAAGCUUGGUAAACACGCACAGGCCACAAACAAGCCAUUCGUGUUGAACUUGAGCGCACCUUUCAUCCCACAGUUCUUCAAGUCCGCAUUGGAACAAGUCUUGCCUUACACUACAUACGUGAUCGCCAAUGAGUCCGAAGCUGCUUCUUACGCCGAAUCCUUCGGUUUGGAAGCCAAGUCUGACGAUUUGGCUGCUAUCGCCCAACACAUUGUGGGCUCUAGCACCAAACGUACCGUUAUCUUCACACAUGGACUUGAACCCACCGUUGUGGUCUCUCCACAGGGCGUCCACACCCGUGCUGUCAAGCCAUUGGCAAACGAAAAAAUCGUCGACACCAACGGUGCCGGUGAUGCUUUCGCUGCUGGCUUCGUUGCUGCACUUGCCCAAGGAAAAGAUAUCGACCGUGCUGUUGAUGUGGGCCAAUGGCUCGCAGCCUUGUCCAUCCAGGAAAUCGGUCCUUCCUACCCAGCUGAAAAGCUGCAAUACGCUCAAGUUUAA
Molecule: messenger RNA, 1032 nt
Organism: Lachancea lanzarotensis
Lineage: Eukaryota; Fungi; Ascomycota; Saccharomycetes; Saccharomycetales; Saccharomycetaceae
Gene: ADO1
Product: LALA0S09e04258g1_1
Exons: 1
Coding region: 1-1032 (343 amino acids)
Biological process (GO): purine ribonucleoside salvage
Cellular component (GO): nucleus; cytosol
Molecular function (GO): adenosine kinase activity
Source: RefSeq, a predicted model, not a curated record